CAUAAACGUAUGAAGAGGCUAGAUAUAUAGCUGGUUGCUGUAACUUGCAUAUAUUCAGAUCGGGCUGGGUCUUACUGGUUGGUUGGUGUUCUUGGAGCUGAAUGACCAUGGCGAGGACGGUGGUCGGCAGAGAAAGGUACGGGGGCGUGAGGCAGUACAACAGGUCCAAGGUGCCCCGCCUGAGAUGGACGCCUGAUCUGCACCACUGCUUUGUCCACGCCAUUCACAAGCUCGGAGGCCAGGACAAGGCUACGCCGAAACGAGUUCUGCAGCUUAUGAGAGUGGGAGGCCUCACCAUAUCUCAUGUCAAAAGCCAUCUGCAGAUGUACAGGAACAUGAGAAAUGAUCUUGGAAUGCAAGGGAUGCAAGUGCACCGGAUGGAUCAGGAGCACAUAUAUGGAGGCGGCAUGGAAGUCUGCACUGAUAUGCAACAGUGUGAUCAUGAGUGUGAUGAUCCCAGCUGCUACAUCUGCCUGUCUCCAAAGCCUAGAAAGGAGCCAAUGCUUGACCCCCAACUGAAAAGGGCAGUAGUAGUAUCUGAGACGACGGAGACGAGCCGUGAACGGGAGGAGGCGAGCGCGAGCCCCAAGAGCCUGCUCAGAGGCCAAGGAAUAUGUGAGAAGGAUAGGUCAUCGAGCCUGUACUGCACCCUCGCAGCAGCAGGUGGCUACAACUACAUGCGUAUGCAGCUGCAGGUGCAAGCGGCCAUGGGCAUUGCUCCUCCUCUCGCGGAUCAGGUGAAGUCCCGGGGAACGGGAAUAAAGCAGCAGAUGCAGGAGCACGAGCCGCGGCCUGCGGCAGACGGCGAACACGCCGCCCCUCCUGCCAAGCUCACAUUCUUGGGCUUCGUGGUGGCGCCGGGGCCGCCCCCCGCCUGCUGCCGCGACCGCCCUUUUGAGAUGGUCGGCACGGCUCCCUCCCACGGCGUCGCCCCCACGACGAACCGCGCCGACGCACGCCGCCCUUGCAGCCUCGAGACGCCAACCAGGAUCGUGCACCGGAGCGCCGACCCGCCGUCGACGGUGGGUUCCGGACACGACGUCGGCUGCUCGCUCUCGCUGUCCCUGGCGCUGGACAUGGGGAGCAGAAGCAGCCGCCGCGCGAGCGGGCAGUGCUGCACGUACAGCGGCGAGGAGGGCAGCCUGCUCUCGUCGUCGUCGGGGAGCCGGAUCAGCCUCGACCUGUCGCUGUCCACGUUAGCAAAUUAA
Messenger RNA from Phragmites australis (common reed), 1208 nucleotides. RefSeq lists its product as uncharacterized. Gene Ontology annotation, molecular function: DNA binding; DNA-binding transcription factor activity. The record is from RefSeq and is a predicted model, not a curated record. The coding region runs from base 102 to 1208 and encodes 368 amino acids. NCBI's taxonomy places the organism in Eukaryota, Viridiplantae, Streptophyta, Magnoliopsida, Poales, Poaceae. The transcript is spliced from 6 exons.